Messenger RNA from Kwoniella botswanensis, 300 nucleotides. RefSeq lists its product as uncharacterized. NCBI's taxonomy places the organism in Eukaryota, Fungi, Basidiomycota, Tremellomycetes, Tremellales, Cryptococcaceae. The record is from RefSeq and is a predicted model, not a curated record. The transcript has a single exon. Bases 1 to 300 code for a protein of 99 amino acids.
AUGAUGUUUACAGAUACUAGAUCACCCUCGUCCUCACCCCGAUUCGACAAAGCGUCUUCAACAGAAUUGGGAGAAAGUCUGCCCAUUCAAUAUGAUCGGUCCAAGUCAAGAUAUUACAUCGAGACUCAUUGGGGAAGUAUAAUCGCUUUAUCUGAUGAACAAGCUCGAAUAGCCAAGGGUAUGAGAAGGACUGAGUCUGGUACCGGCUCUGAAUCAAAAGUAGAAUCCCAUUCAAAUAUUGAGUCGAAGAAUGAGAUUGACGGCGAGAAUGAUUCUGCUAAUGAAGAUACUCCAGCCUGA